Mytilus californianus (California mussel) is the source of this 3900-nucleotide messenger RNA. RefSeq lists its product as uncharacterized. The record is from RefSeq and is a predicted model, not a curated record. Lineage: Eukaryota; Metazoa; Mollusca; Bivalvia; Mytilida; Mytilidae. Bases 167 to 2038 code for a protein of 623 amino acids. The transcript is spliced from 8 exons.
GAGUUCGCCGGUACUGGAUUGAAGGCUGUCUGUAAAUAUCAACUGCAUAAUAACCUACCAGUGCAUUAAUUAUGUAUGACAAGCGUUGCAGAGGUAGCAGAUGCAGUUUUUUUUAAUAAUUAUCUUACAUAGAAAGUGAUCAAUAUAACUAUAUAUAUAGACAAAAAUGGGUGUGAGAGGACUGUUAUCCACAUGCUUGAGAAGACAGGAUGAAUGUGUAGAGCAGGUUGACCUGAUUGAGGUCGCAAGAGAGAAAAAUGGAAUUGAGAUUUUAGUGGACUAUUAUUCAUUUCAGCAAUUUCUUAUAUACAAAUUCUGGUAUGGUUUACAGCAAUAUCGUAAUAAUGAGUUUUUAAGAAUCUGUGGUGGAGAGUAUGGAACUUUAGAGGCUUAUAUUACAAAAUUUGUAAAAGACCUGCAAGCGCUUGACAUCACUCUUUUAUUUUAUGUUGAUGGUGCAAAAGGAACAUGUACAGAGACAACAAGACAAAAAAUUGAUACAUGGAUGAAAAGGCAGUAUGCAGAUGUUGAAAAGUUAAACCAAAUAAUGGACGUUUGUCGUGGAGUGACUUUUAUUCAAGAUCUGCCAGAAGAUAUAUUGAUAAGGCCAGUUUUGCUUGAAAUUGACAUAUUUCACACAUUAAAACAGCUAGGAUGUUCAAUAAUUCAUGCAAUAGCCGGAGAAGCAGACUAUAUAAUUGCUAAAGCUUUAAAAGACAGACCUCAGGCAUAUGCAAUAUUAUCUAAUGAUUCUGACUUUUGUAUCUUUAAAGACUCUUGUUUUAUUCCAUUAGAGCUAUUUGAUCAAAACCAUGAUAUGAAAUUAGGGUAUCCAGGAGAUUUACCAGAACAGCCACUAAGACUUAUGGUAGGGGUGAUAAGACCUGCAAAGGUUAUGGAAAUGUUAAAGUUUAGAAAUUAUCAAUUAUUGGUUGAAUUGGCAGUUGUUGCUGGUAACGAUUUUACAGGACAGUUCAUGCAUAACGGACUUCAGGCACAGCUAGACAUCCGAGGACACCCUAAUAUUCAGAACAUAGCUGGCUGGUUAUGGCAUUAUAAAAGUGCUGAUCAUCAUCCUGUGCUUAAUAAUGCAAUGAGACAAAAUCCUCAGUUUUGUAAUGCUGUCCAGCACAGUCGGAAUUUCUAUACAUUAUCCUACUCAGAAGAUACAGUGAAACCUCCACAAAAAGGUUACUUCUCACAACUGAUUGGAGAGAGAAUAACUAGUGGUACACUUCCAUCAAACAUCAUGGCAAUGCAUAAUAACUUUUACUGGCAUCGGAUGUGUCUUGAAGACAACUCUCAAGGAUGGCCCUGUGUUGAAGUCUCAUUGGCAGAAUUACGAGGUAGAAUUUAUCGCAUAGUCCUUCCAAGGCAGGAAUGUUUGGUUAAUGAACAUGGGAGAAAUCCAUGGGAGCCUUUUAAGUCUGCUGGGAUAAUGGCAUCAGAUGAUUCUGACCUCCCUGUUAUACACAAAAUACAACAAGAUAAGAUCUUCUGGAACCUGAAACAUUUCCAUCAUGUCAUGUCUCACCAAGAGGAACCUGGUAAGGGUGUGGUAUGGUUUGACAGAUACGGUAGAAAGAACGGUUUUAUAGUCUACUUACUGAGGUACUUCCUGCUACAGAACUGGGGUAGAAAUCUUCAUAUCAUUGACAAAGAAUUCCUAGCAUUGGCUGCUUUAGCACUGGGUAGACCUAAUGAGAAGCACUACCAGCAAAUUCCUCUCAGACCUACACCUAGAUGUGUUUCCAUUGGCUCAUGGUUUCAGGAUAUAUACAGACAUGCAUACAGUUUUCUAGGAGAGUUACUGUAUCUGACCCAUGAGUUUCCAUUACCCAGGGAGAUUUACUCAGGAGCAGCAUGGACAGCAUUCUACACUUGUUGUAAGGAUGAAACAUACUAUAUGGGUGUAAACCAAGUACCUAUGAACUUCUUACUACAGACUCAGGCGGAAAUGAACAAGAUCAUCAAAGAAAAGAGACAUAUGAUCAGAUACAUUGUUGAAGGGGUUUUCCAAUUUGAUGAUAGAUUCUGAGACAGUGCAUUGUGGGAAAUUUUAUUUCUUACUUCAGACUCUGUAAGAAAUGAACAAGAUCAUCAAAGAGAAUAGACACAUGAUCAGAUACAUUGUUGAAGGGGUUUUUUCCCUUUGAUGAUAGAUUCUGAGACAGUGCAUUAUGGGAAAUUUCAUUUAGAUGAGAUGCACUACUUAAUUUUAUUCCUUUGGUGAUUGGUGAAUAUAUACAGAGCUGGAAAGGGAACAGGAUUUGAGGAGCUUAACUUGGAAACAUUUUAUAGGUGUUUUCAGAAUUGUGAAUUGAACUGAAGAGAGCAGGAAUUUUGUACUGAAAUUAAACAUUAGUAGAUAUUUACUUUUAAUGUAAAUGGUGUUUCGGUAAAAAAGAAUCAUGUAAAAAGUUGUUCUAAAGCUACAUUGCCAUGAACUGGAGAAAGUAUCUCCAUAUGACUACAAUAAUGUUUUUACAUGUUUCAUGCUAAUUUUUACAUUUUUAAGAAGCAAGCUUGUUUAAUUUCAUGAAAGAUUUAUUUGUGGUGUGUAUUGCUGGAUCUAAAUCGCAGUGAAACGUCUUCCAGUUACAUUAUGUGGUUGUAAUAUACUUAGACAGAAUGUUGAAAGAGAGAAUUGUUUAUAAAUUUUGUGUUUAAAAAUAGAGAAAUUUUCCCCCAGUAUUAUUUUUCUAAAGCAGAUGUGUACAGGAAGUAUCCUGUAGAUUACUUUAGAAAUCCUUAUUUAGAAUAAGAAAGAAUAGAAUGUUUGCCUCCUCAUGGUAAAGGAACUAGGGAUAUUAAUUGUACUGAAUGCACUUGUAAACAGUGAGUAAGAAAAGAUAACUAAGUUUUUAUCACACAAUUUUCUGCCCUUCUAUAGACCUAUUAAAUCAAUUACUUGAAGACUUUGUGUUGUUGUGGAGGAGGUGAAUAUCAGCAAGUUCUUAUAUCUACCUUUGAGAAUUUUAUUUUUUAAGUUUUUGAACUAAUUUAAAAUUUUGCCUAAAUGUGGUCCAUAGCUCAAAUUAGUGCAAUAUUUAAAUUUAAUUUCACAUUGCAUAUUGAAAGCAAUCUUUACUUACAGUGCUCACAAGCACUUUGAUUUCAUAGGACUGUUACAUAUUCAAAUGUUUAUGUCUAUUAAAAUGAGCCACAGUAUAACAAAAGUUUAAUUAGAUUUUUAUGUUCAAAUUUUUAAAUUAUGACAGUAAGCAUGUAUUAUAUGUUUAAAUCAUACAGAAAUGUAGGACUAACUUCUAUGAAAAAGACUAUAUAAAUUGGUUGCUUUAACAAAUCAAGAUAAGAAAAAGGUGUUUAUCUGUCAUUGUAAAAUAACUGAUAAAAGAGCGUCUGAUGAUAUCUGCAGUAUUAAAAUAUAAAUUAUUGGUCAAAAUAGACUCAAAAUAUUCCUCAUUAGAUUUGUAUUUUAGUACUUUGUUUUACAGAUGAAAGAGACUCUUCAAUUAUGCCCUUUUUGACACCAGCUACAACCUGUUUUACUGAAAUAUGAAAGGUCAUCAUUUUAGAUAAACUGUUGUGCAUAUUUUAAAUGCAAUGCUAAACAAAAUGGUUUCUUUAGGACUGAUUAUAGAAUAUGUUUGUUUUGAUUAUUUAUUUAAGAUUUUUAGUCAAAUGCAAAACGGUUUUGUAAUAUAACAUAUGCAUCAUUAGUGCUGUCUACAGCCAGUUUUAUUUUCCAGCAGUUGAUAGAUGGAAAAUAAAAGAUGUUUUUCUGCCUUAUAAACUUUUUAUCAGAAGAUCUUAAUUUUUUAUGCAGGUCAUUCUGUUGCAUGUAUGUUUGUUAUUGUUUCUUAUAGUAUACAUGGUAUAUUAAAAGUUUGAGAGUAAUUUUUCACGCUACACAAUAAAAAAAGUUGUUAAGGAGUU